Messenger RNA from Andrographis paniculata, 2057 nucleotides. RefSeq names its product plant UBX domain-containing protein 10. Gene Ontology annotation, molecular function: ubiquitin binding. The transcript is spliced from 4 exons. The coding region runs from base 464 to 1843 and encodes 459 amino acids. The record is from RefSeq and is a predicted model, not a curated record. Gene Ontology annotation, cellular component: endoplasmic reticulum. Lineage: Eukaryota; Viridiplantae; Streptophyta; Magnoliopsida; Lamiales; Acanthaceae.
ACAUUUAUCCAAAACCGAAAUCCAACAAACCCUACCUUGAUUUUCACAGUACGAUACAACUUAUAACAUAUAGUAAAUUAAAACCCUAAAAUCCCAAAUGCGAGGCCAUCGUCGCUUUUGUCUCGUCCAUCAUCGUGAUCUGAUGAAUUCGUCUUCCCCAACCCACCGUCUUUACCAGUAGUAGUCUGCUUAACCAAUCCAAGGUGUGCCAGAACCGGUCUUUAACUAGAUAGAUUGAUAGAGGACGGGAUUGCAGAUCUCAUCGUCAGGAGGGUGGAUUCGGGUGAAAUAAAAUAAUUUCAGGCUGCUUCCUCUCUGAUAUGCGGAAUUUGGGGAAGAAGACGUCCCUGUGAGGUCCUUCGGAGAGCAACAAAGAACGAGGGAGGUUUCCCAGAAAUAAACAGAAUAGGGGAGGUUUUCCUCGUCUUGGAUUGGAUCGGAAUUCAUUUUGCAGCUUACAGAAAUGGGGGAUGUGGCCGAUAAAUUGGCGUAUUUUCAAGCAAUUACGGGCCUCGAAGACACGGAUUUGUGCACUGAAAUUCUCUCCGCUCACAAUUGGGACCUCGAAUUGGCGAUUUCGUCCAUCACCUCCACCGACACUCACCGGCCUUCGUCCUCCUCAGUAUCCGCAUCCGCCAGUACGCGGUCGAAUCAGGAGGAAGGUCAAGGCCUUUUGCUGCCCGCUAAUGGUAAUGAUCAACCCCCCGGUCUCGCUUGGAAGUUAGUGACACUUCCUUUCUCCGUCAUUUCCGGAAGCCUAGGGUUGAUUUCCGGGGCAAUUGGACUAGGUAUGUGGGCGGCAGGAGGCGUUUUGUCUUAUUCCCUUGGCAUGAUUGGUUUGAACGGCGCGUCUAGGGCUGGGACAGCGUCGCCGGCGGCGUCACAGUCGGCCACGGAGGCGAUCGGAUUUGUUUCGAGUUUUGAGAGGGAGUAUGGGAGAUUGAGGCCGAAUUUCGCAACCGAGGGUUUCAUGGAUGCCUUGCAGAGGUCUCGACAUGAGUAUAAGCUAUUGUUUGUUUACUUGCACUCGCCGGAGCACCCUGACACGCCGGAGUUUUGUGCGAGGACAUUGUGCAAUGAGCUUUUAGUUGCCUUCUUGAACGAGAAUUUUGUGUCGUGGGGAGGGAGUGUCAAGUCUAGUGAAGGGUUCAAAAUGAGUAAUAGUUUGAAAGCUUCCAGGUUUCCAUUUUGUGCUGUUGUUAUGGCAGCAACGAAUCAGAGGAUCGCCUUGCUACAACAGGUUGAGGGCCCAAAAUCUCCGCAAGAAAUGAUGACAGCACUGCAGAGAGUGCUCGAAGAAAGUGCUCCAGUUCUCGUUUCAGCAAGGGCUGAAGCUGAAGAAAGAAGAAACAAUAUACGGCUGCGAGAGGAACAGGAUGCUGCUUAUCGAGCAGCACUAGAGGCUGAUCAAGCUCGGGAGCGCCAGAGGAGAGAAGAACAGGAACGGCUGGAGCGUGAAGCUGCCGAAGCUGAGAGGAAAAGGAAAGAGGAAGAGGAGGCCCAGGAAAGAGCCGCACGAGAAGCAGCUGAGAGAGAAGCUGCUUUAGCUAAGAUGCGUGAGGAGAAAGCUCGAUCCCUUGGCCCCGAACCUGAGAAAGGGCCUGAUGUUACUCAAGUAUUGGUUCGAUUUCCAUCUGGAGAGCGGAAAGAGAGGAGAUUCCAUUGCAGUGCAAGAAUACAAUCUCUGUAUGACUACGUCGAUUGUUUAGGAUGCUUAGAAGUUAAUGGAUACAGGCUGGUCUCCAACUUUCCCCGUACUGUUUACAGCGAAGACAAGUUCUCUCUGUCCCUGAAGGAAGCCGGAUUACAUCCACAGGCAAGCCUUUUUGUCGAGUUGACCUAAUCUUAUCAUAAUCAUAAUCAUUAUCAUAAUCAUAAUCAUAAUAAUUAUGUGUACGUGAUCGACUUGACUUGUUGGUAGGUGGAUUGUUUUAUCUAUUGCAUCAAUACAGCAAGCAUGGCAUGCUAUAUAUAUAUAUAUAUAUAUUUGCCUUUGUUUGUUUGGAACAAAUAUUCAGUGAUUUCUUCUUCUGUAUUGGGAGUUGUUUAGAAAGCAA